Penaeus vannamei (Pacific white shrimp) is the source of this 1495-nucleotide messenger RNA. Its product is annotated as neuropilin-1. Lineage: Eukaryota; Metazoa; Arthropoda; Malacostraca; Decapoda; Penaeidae. The record is from RefSeq and is a predicted model, not a curated record.
ACGUGGUUGUAGGACAUGACUGGCGCAUGCGCGUGGCGUCUGGAAGGGGGGUCACUUCCCGGUGGCUGGAGAACUAUAAGAAGCCUUGACCCUGAUCUUGAGGCACUAGUCGUGCUGCGCUACCCAGGCACUCCACACUCAGCCAGUACGCUAAGGUGCUGGUUUGAUAAACACAGUGAUACCGGAAGCAGGAUGUUGUCGCGGGUACUGUUAGUGGUGGCGCUGGCGGCGGCGGCCCACGCGGCAGCCGUUGCAGAGGAAUCCGACAGAGAUAGCAAAUUAUUCCCCGUGAUAAACAUUAUCACCUUCGACAACGCGCCCUGUACGGCCCAGUCCGGAGAGAUGGGAACCUGCUACAGCCAGAAGGAGUGCGAAGGACUUAGUGGAACCCCGUCGGGAACCUGUGCCAACGGCUUCGGCAUCUGCUGCGUGUUAACCGCGACUUGUGAUGGUACCAUAUCGGUGAAUGGUACCUACUUCACCAGCCCUGGUUACCCAUCUACUUACUCCACACCAGGCACAUGUAUGGUGGAGCUCUUGCCUCCUGCAGGUACGUGCCAGAUCUUGCUGGAGUUCGAAAGCUUCAAUCUUAUGGGCCCAGUGAACGGCGACUGUAACAACGACACUUUCAUUGUCAUGGGAGCCAACGCCGGCAGUCGAAUCCCAGUCAUCUGCGGCGCCAAUACAGGACAGCACAUGUACAUUGACGUUGACCAGUCAAACGGUCCCUACAAGAUGAUGGUCACGUCCUCCGCACUGGCUUAUCCUAGAAGCUGGAAAAUCAAGGUAACCUUCUUAGACGAGAAUGACCCCUGCAAGGCCCCGCCUCGCUGCCUGCAGUACUUUAAGGAGACAUCAGGCGCCAUCACCUCAUUCAACUUCGGCCCUGAACCAAUGAUGCUCACGAAUCAGGAAUAUUGCAUUUGCUUCGGCUACAAUCCCGGCUUUUGCGACAUCGGCAUGAACUUCAACAGGCUGGAUCUUGGCAACAUUAACGGUAAUUGCGGUAACGACUACCUGGCCGUCGGAGCUGAAAAGUUGUGCGGAGACUUCGGUACUUUAACCGCUCAAGCCAACGCCACCGGCCCCAUCUCGCUGUGCGUGUUCUCAGACGACAACAACGACCGCGAGGAAGAAGGCUUCAAUGUGAACUACCUUAUGUUGGCGUGUUAAUAGCGGCGACGUUUUUAUUAUCAACCUAAUUCCCCCAUCCCCCUGCCUUCGCAAUCUCACCAACUGCGACGACCACCGUGACGACUUCCAUUCCCGUGGAAAUCGUGUUGUGUGGCGCGGGUCGUGGUACUGAGUGUCAUUAAACUCUCCCUUCACCCUUCCCCCACAAGGACUCUUGGGCAAAGAGUGAUCGCCAGGCAGUUCCUCCAGAACUUGCGACUGUCCGAGAGCUUCAGUAUGUGAGGCAAGAGUCACCUCUAUCACCGUGUGUAAUAUAGUGUACAAUAUGUGGGCAGCAAGAGACAUUGUAUAGCACUGUACA